UAUAAAUCUAUCAUAUGGUACGAUGAUUUUAAGUGGUUUGAGGCGAAUCGUCAAUAUAGAAAUACAUAAUCAGCACAUAAUUUGAAAAUACUUGAACGCGAAGCAGGAAAUAUGGAAAAUAAUAAUUCUAAUGCAGAAAGUACAAAUGAAAAUUAUAAUGCAGUAAAAAAUGGGCAAAAUGGAAUCAACCAACCAACUGUCGAUGGAAUAUUUUCAAAAUCAACAAAACCAAAUUUACCCUUGGCUCCAGCUCCAGAUGCCGAAGUAUACAGAAAACAUGACAUUAGAGGUACGGCCCUGAUAUUUAACCAUAAAUCUUUCAGCAUGGAUUAUUGUUCAACUAGAGACGGCACUGAAAAAGACAGAGAUGCUUUAGAAGAGGUCUUAAAAGACCUAAAAUUCGAUGUCAGAACCUAUGAUGAUUUAAUGUACGAAGAAAUAAUGGAGGUUAUUGAUGUAGUAUCAAAAAUGGAUCACACCAACUCUGAAUGUCUCCUAAUAGCUGUCAUGUCUCAUGGAGAAGAUGGAAGAAUUUACGCCAAAGAUAGGACUUACCAAACGAAGAAAUUAUGGAGUAAAUUUUCUCCAUUACAUUGCCAGAGUCUAGCAGGAAAACCAAAGUUAUUUUUCAUACAGGCAUGCAGGGGAGACAAAACGGAUCCUGGAGUAGAAGUUUCUCGUAUCGAUACCGAUUCAGUAAAAUCAAACUUUUCCUAUUCCAUUCCGGUUAUGGCUGAUUUUUUGGUCAUGUACGCCACUGUCGAAGAUUAUUUCGCUUGGCGCGACCCACUGAAAGGAAGCUACUUCAUUCAAGCGUUAGUGCGUCAGUUGCGACAACACCACGUCAGCAAAGACUUGCUGUCAAUUUUGACGUGCGUCAAUCGAGAAGUAGCAGUUGGAUUCACAUCAAACGAUCCGAAUGAUAUGGAAUUUAAUAGAAAGAAGCAAAUGUGUUCUAUAGUGUCAAUGUUAACGAGAACUUAUUUUUUGAAUUAAAUCCUUAAUAAAUAAGAAUGCAAUGUU
Molecule: messenger RNA, 1023 nt
Organism: Psylliodes chrysocephalus
Lineage: Eukaryota; Metazoa; Arthropoda; Insecta; Coleoptera; Chrysomelidae
Source: the annotation of a GenBank genome assembly